UCGCGGUACGGCGGCCGCCACCGCCGGUCCCUGUCCCUCCGGGGCCGCCCUCGCCGCCAGUCCCGGCUCGCUUGUACCGAACGGUCGUGAUGGUGUUCCGGUGCCAGCGGGACAGCUGGGCCCGGCAGUUCACCACCAGGGUGGUGUCGUGCCGGGCGGCGGAACUGCGGCCCGAGGGCGGCGGGGAGCCGGUGCGCGGGUUCCAGGUGGUGCUGGAGGACACCAUCCUCUUCCCCGAGGGCGGCGGGCAGCCGGAUGACCGCGGCCUCAUCGGGGACGUGCCGGUGCUCCGCGUGACCCGGCGGGGCUCCGAGGCCGUGCAUUUCGUGCCGGCCGCGCUGGAACCGGGCGCUGAAGUGCUGCUGUCGCUGGACUGGGAGCGCCGCUUUGACCACAUGCAGCAGCAUUCAGGACAGCAUCUCAUCAGUGCCAUUGCAGAACAGAUGUUUGGAUUCAAGACAACUUCAUGGGAGCUGGGCCGUCAGCGAAGUGUCAUUGAGCUGGACACCCCCUCAGUGACAGCUGAGCAGGUCGAGGCCCUGGAGAGGAGCCUGAACGAGAAAAUCCGGGACAGGGUUCCUGUAACAGUGAGGGAACUGGCUGCAGAUGACCCUGAAGUUGAAACAGUGAGGAGCCGGGGGCUGCCUGAUGACCACGUAGGGCCAGUGCGUGUGGUGGACAUCAAAGGCAUCGACUCCAACCUGUGCUGUGGGACUCAUGUCAGCAACCUGAGUGACCUCCAGGUUAUUAAACUCCUUGGCGUGGAAAAAGGGAAAAAGAACAAAACCAACUUGGUUUUCUUGGCGGGAAACAGAGUGCUGAAGUCAAUCGAACAAAGCCACAGUACUGAGAAGGCUCUAACCUCCCUGCUCAAAAAUGGGCCAGGUGAGCACGUAGAAGCUGUGAAGAGACUGCAGAGCUCUGUGAAACUGCUCCAGAAGAAUAACCUGAACCUGCUUAGAGACAUUGCUGUUUUGAUAGCCCGGGACUUCAAGAGCAAACCUGCUCCAAAGCAGCUGUUUGUAUUGCACAGGAAAGAGGGUGAUUCUGAAUUUAUGAACAUCAUUGCUAAUGAGAUUGGGACAGAGGAAACCCUGCUAUUCCUGACUGUGGGAGAUGAAAAAGAAGCAGGACUCUUCCUUCUAGCUGGACCUGUUGAAGCAGUUGAAAAUUUAGGUCCCAGGGUGGCAGAACUGCUGGGUGGGAAAGGAGCUGGGAAGCGUGGCCGCUUCCAGGGCAAGGCAGCCAAGAUGAGCCGGCGAGGAGAAGUGCAAGCUCUGCUCCAGGAAUUCAUUAGCAAUCAAAACCCUGGAGCAUAAGAAACAAUUCUCAAAGUAGGUUUGUCUUCCCUUUGUUUGCAUAGGCCCCAUGAGCUUCUCUACCAGAGAAUAAAGACCUGAACCCAA
This is a messenger RNA of Parus major (Great Tit), 1406 nucleotides long. RefSeq names its product alanyl-tRNA editing protein Aarsd1-like. Gene Ontology annotation, biological process: alanyl-tRNA aminoacylation; regulation of translational fidelity. The coding region runs from base 90 to 1319 and encodes 409 amino acids. NCBI's taxonomy places the organism in Eukaryota, Metazoa, Chordata, Aves, Passeriformes, Paridae. Gene Ontology annotation, molecular function: ATP binding; nucleic acid binding; Ser-tRNA(Ala) deacylase activity. The transcript is spliced from 12 exons. The record is from RefSeq and is a predicted model, not a curated record.